This is a messenger RNA of Musa acuminata subsp. malaccensis (wild Malaysian banana), 1496 nucleotides long. RefSeq names its product E3 ubiquitin-protein ligase XB3. Gene Ontology annotation, molecular function: protein binding. The record is from RefSeq and is a predicted model, not a curated record. Lineage: Eukaryota; Viridiplantae; Streptophyta; Magnoliopsida; Zingiberales; Musaceae.
GAGAUUAGUGAACAAAACCUCUCAGCAGCCUCUCUCGUCUUCCUCCCCUCCCUUGUCUCUCCUCUGCUCCCGCUCCUCCUUGUACGCCCGUCCGGUGCUUGGAGAGAGAGAGGGGGGACGAGCGGCACGGGAUGGGCCAGGGGGUGAGCUGCGCCGGGUCGAGCUACGAGCAUGGCUUCUUCAGCGCCGUCCAAGAUGGCCACUUGGAGACAGUGCGCAGCGCCAUCGAUGAAGAUCCAUCGUUGCUCCGCCGCGCCACCAUCUACGAUCGCCUUUCCGCACUCCACAUCGCCGCUGCCAAUGGGCGCGUCGAGGUCUUGACGUUGGUGCUGGAAAAAUACGGAAAUCCUGAUAUAGCUAAUCGGCAUAAACAGACUCCAUUGAUGCUGGCUGCGAUGCACGGAAAGAUUGCCUGUGUGCAAAAGCUACUCGAGGCCGGGGCAAAUAUUCUGAUGUUCGAUUCGCUAAAUGGAAGAACUUGCCUUCAUCAUGCUGCUUAUUAUGGUCAUUCAAAUUGUCUUCAAGCCAUUAUAUCCGCUGCCCGAUCAACUGGCGUCGCUGAUUCUUGGGGAUUUGCCCGGUUUGUAAAUGUUAGAGAUGACAAUGGGGCGACGCCUUUACACCUUGCAGCAAAGCAAAGACGGCCGGAUUGUGUCCACAUUCUUUUAGACCAUGGAGCUCUUGUUUGUGCUUCGACUGGUGGUGGAUAUGGUUAUCCUGGGAGCACCCCUCUGCACUUGGCAGCUCAUGGAGGGAGUUUGGAUUGUGUUCGCAAAUUGCUUGCAUGGGGAGCGGAUCGGCUUCAAAGGGAUUCAGCUGGGCGAAUACCGUAUGCUGUUGCCCUCAAGCGAAACCAUGGAGCUUGUGCAGCUCUUCUAAACCCAUCAGCAGCCGAACCACUGGUUUGGCCUUCUCCAUUGAAGGUAAUCAGUGAACUUGGUCCAGACGCAAAGGCUCUGCUAGAGGUUGCUCUAACGGAGGCUAAUAAGGAAAGAGAGAAGAAGAUCUUGGAGGGAACAAAAUAUUCAUUGUCACCGCCUGCACAUUGGGAUGCAGCAAUUCCUGAUGAUAGUUCUGAGGCGAGUGAUACAGAGCUUUGUUCCAUUUGCUUCGACCAAGUCUGCACUAUUGAGGUCAAAGACUGUGGGCACCAGAUGUGUGCUCAUUGCAUGUUGGCUCUUUGCUGCCACAACAAGCCAAAUCCCACAACCUUGUGCUUGCCUUCACCAUCAUGCCCCUUCUGCCGCUGCAACAUUGCCAGAUUAGUGGUCGCCAAGACACAUGACAAAGAUGAAGGGGAAAAAGGCACCACCUCUAAGCUAAGGAGGUCAAGGAGGUCCCAUAACUUUAGUGCAGAAAGUAGUAGCUUCAAAACUUCGGCUAUGGGAUCAUUUAGUAAGAUGAGCCGUGGCACUGGGUGUAUUACUGAUAGCGAGGACAUGGUGGACAAGCCUUGAUAAUUGAAUUGCAGUUCACAUAGCUACCAGAUUUGAAAU